Thunnus maccoyii (southern bluefin tuna) is the source of this 2483-nucleotide messenger RNA. RefSeq lists its product as uncharacterized. NCBI's taxonomy places the organism in Eukaryota, Metazoa, Chordata, Actinopteri, Scombriformes, Scombridae. The record is from RefSeq and is a predicted model, not a curated record. Gene Ontology annotation, cellular component: membrane. The transcript has 6 exons. Bases 927 to 2021 code for a protein of 364 amino acids. Gene Ontology annotation, molecular function: magnesium ion transmembrane transporter activity. Gene Ontology annotation, biological process: magnesium ion transport.
CGGUACCUCGGUCAUUGAAAGUCGCUUAGUGGCAGCACGGAUGUGCGCGUGCCACUUUCCUGCGCUCAACUUUCCUGUAUGCGGAUUGGCUGAUUAAUACAGUAGCGGACCAACCUAUCAUGUUCCCUCACACAUAAUCAAGUUGUACAAUGCUGCCUGUGAGUUCUCCGACAGCACAGACAAUGAGACCACAUUCAGUUUGCCAUCUUUUCCUGUUGUCACUAAAUGACUUUACACAAAAGUAGUAGAAGUCCAGAUAUUCGACCUGAGUGAAUUUGGUGUGUGUCACGUCUUGUAUUUUUAAUAUAAGAGGGGAGUCAGAUUUUUGAUAGAUGUAAAGAGCCAGCAAAGAGCAAAGAGAUUUUGUUCGUGUCGCACCUUGAAUUGUGUAUAAUAGAGGGGACUAGAAAUUAGCUUAGUGAAACUUGAGAAACGAAACUUAAGUGAAACGAAAUUCCUAAUAAACCCAUCUCUCUCUCGAUUUUCUAUUCUUUCAUUAUUAAUUUAUCCAGCAAUAAACCGAAGAUAAUGUUUUCAAUAAAUAUAUUUAAACAAGCGGAAAUUGCGUGUAGCUUGUUGAAGCGUUACAGCCGAGGUAAAGUAUUUGAGGAAUUUUAAAGUUAUACCCUAAGUAUAAAGUGUUAUCACUGCUAUUUUUUAAGUAAAGGGUCUGAAUAACAUCUUCCACCAUUGCUAAUAGGAUAUAUUUUAGCAGCAUAGUAUGUGACAGGACUGGAGUGGAGAAAGGCCGCCCCCUUUUGGUUGCCUUAGCAAUAACCAGGAAGUGCUGCGUUGACUGACAGUUAAUCAGCUGCUCCGUUGCCUGCAGUUAACGACGACGAAUGGGGUUGACGUGACAACCGAGUAUUUACGGAAUUUUAACGUUACGCGGCCGUUAAAAACGCAAAAAAGAAGUUGCAAAAGUUAUGGAAGUGAACCGUUUGGACUUCUACAUUGGUCUCUCGCUCGCUGUGAGCUCCAGUGUUUUUAUCGGCGCAAGUUUCAUCCUGAAGAAGAAGGGCCUGCUGCGAUUGGCUAGCAAGGGUUCAAUGCGAGCAGGUCAAGGGGGGUAUGCGUAUCUGAAGGAAUGGCUGUGGUGGGCAGGACUAAUUUCAAUGGGAACUGGAGAGGCCGCAAACUUUGCUGCGUAUGCAUUUGCGCCAGCCACACUUGUGACUCCUCUGGGGGCAUUGAGUGUACUUGUAAGCGCUGUGCUGUCCUCUUACUUUCUGAAUGAGAGGCUGAAUGUGCAUGGGAAGAUUGGUUGUUUGCUGUGUGUUUUGGGCUCCACAGUGAUGGUGAUCCAUGCCCCGCAGGAAGAAGAGGUUGCUUCCCUCAGUGCCAUGGCUGAAAAGCUCAAAGACCCAGGUUUCAUUGUGUUUGCUGUGUGCGUUGUUGGAAGCAGCCUGGUUCUUAUCUUUGCCGUGGCUCCGCGUUUCGGACAGAAGAAUGUGCUGGUCUACAUCCUGAUCUGCUCUGUGAUUGGCUCCCUCUCUGUGUCUUGUGUCAAGGGCCUGGGCAUUGGCAUUAAGGAGCUGUUUUCUGGAACAGCCGUGCUGAAGGAACCCCUGUUCUGGUCCUUAGUCAUCUGCCUGGUAAUCUGUGUCAGUGUUCAAAUCAGUUACCUGAACAAAGCCCUCGACAUCUAUAAUACCUCCAUCGUCACGCCCAUCUACUACGUCUUCUUCACCACAUCCGUCAUGGCCUGUUCAGCUAUCCUCUUCAAGGAAUGGUUGAGCAUGACCACUGAUGGAGUGGUGGGAACUAUCAGCGGGUUCCUCACCAUCAUUUUGGGGAUCUUCCUCCUCCAUGCCUUCAAGGACAUUACAUUUAGCUGGGAUUCUCUCCCACUCUACCUUAGGAAGGGUCCUCAGGGCUUUCCGUGGGGCCACCAGCCUUACGUGGCUCUUCCCAGCCAUGACAGCCAAGCAGAGGAUGAGUUAAAGCUGCCCAGAGAAGGAAGUUCAAAGAACAGGUGGGGUACACAGUGCGCUAGAGAGCUCUUUAAGGAUGACCAGUAGCCUUCCCUACUAAGAAAAAUUGCUUAUUGCAAUUAAGAAGCUUUAAUGCACAUCACAGCUUUACAAUGUGACAAGUUAGUUUUACUAAAUCUGAAUUUCUAGUCUGUCUUACACAAUGCAGAAUGCACUGGAUGAACAAAGGUUUCUUAAUAUGAGCAUAUGUUGCUAUGAGCACACUGGAUCGCAUGUACAACUUAAAUGAUGUACUUAGUUGAACAUGAUGGUACGUCCACAUAUUUUUUCUAAAAGACAGACCAAAAUUAAACUAUUGUAUAAUUUAUACAAGAAACUAUCUUUAAAUAUGAAAGUGAAUGUCUGUUGCACUGCUGUGUACAAUUUUUACAUUAGUUAAAAAAUAACUGAAGCCAGAAUGUGCCUUUUUUUUAAUAACCGUAGUCAUAGUUUUGCACUUUUAAUCUUGAUCAUAUACUGUACAAAUGUAUAAACUGACUUAUGACCAGU